AAAAAAUUCAAGAUGUGGUGGAAGAAUGGUAGUAUAGUAGUCUAAUGCUUUUAUUCACGGAAACAUUGGCGAGUUACGUGUUAACUAUAGAUCAUAAAUAGACCCGAUCCACAUGCUGCUUCAUGAUCCAUUCUUCCUUCUUUGUUCCCCACAAACACAAACAACAAGUUCUAUUCUUCCUCGUCAUAGCCACAAUCUUCCUUUUCAUCUAUUAGACAAUUAAGGGUGCUGAGAGAGAAGAAAGAUGGUGAAGAUUUGUUGCAUUGGAGCUGGGUAUGUUGGUGGACCCACAAUGGCUGUGAUUGCAGUGAAGUGUCCUAAAGAUGUGGUAACCGUGGUGGACAUAUCAACGCAGCGAAUCAACGGGUGGAACAGCGACCACCUUCCGAUCUACGAGCCAGGCCUUGACGAUGUGGUGAAGCAGUGCAGAGGGAAGAACCUUUUCUUCAGCACCGAAGUGGAGAAGCAUGUUGCAGAGGCUGACAUAGUGUUUGUCUCAGUGAACACCCCAACAAAAACUCACGGUCUUGGAGCAGGCAAAGCAGCGGAUUUGACAUACUGGGAGAGUGCCGCAAGGAUGAUUGCUGAUGUCUCAAAAUCAGACAAAAUCGUGGUUGAAAAAUCCACUGUCCCAGUGAAGACAGCAGAGGCAAUAGAGAGAAUCCUGACCCACAACAACAAGGGCAUAAACUUCACCAUUCUCUCAAACCCUGAGUUCCUUGCUGAGGGCACAGCAAUUCAAGAUUUGUUCCAUCCAGAUAGGGUCCUAAUUGGAGGGAGAGAAACCCCAGAAGGGCAAAAAGCCAUACAAACUCUCAAACAAGUGUAUGCAAAUUGGGUUCCUGUGGAGAAAAUCCUUUGCACAAAUUUAUGGUCUGCUGAGCUCUCAAAGCUUGCAGCCAAUGCCUUUCUGGCACAGAGAAUCUCCUCAGUGAAUGCCAUGUCAGCACUUUGUGAGGCCACUGGUGCUGAUGUGACACAGGUGUCACAUGCAACUGGGACAGACUCAAGGAUUGGUCCAAAGUUCUUGAAUGCCAGUGUUGGCUUUGGAGGCUCAUGCUUCCAAAAGGAUAUACUCAACUUGGUGUAUAUUUGUGAGUGCAAUGCCCUUCCUGAGGUGGCAAACUACUGGAAGCAAGUUAUCAAAGUGAAUGACUACCAGAAGACAAGGUUUGUGAACCGUGUGGUGUCAUCAAUGUUCAACACAAUCUCAUCAAAGAAGAUUGCUGUGCUUGGUUUUGCCUUCAAGAAGGACACUGGUGACACUAGGGAGACACCAGCUAUUGAUGUGUGCAAGGGGCUGUUGGGGGACAAGGCCAAGUUGUGCAUAUAUGAUCCUCAGGUUACUGAGGAUCAAAUAACAAAGGAUCUUUCAAUGAGGAAGUUUGAUAAGGACCACCCUGCUCAUCUUCAACCACCAAGCCCCUCUUCCAUAAAGCAAGUGUCUGUGGUUUGGGAUGCUUAUGAGGCUGUGAAGGAUGCACAUGGUGUGUGCAUUCUCACUGAGUGGGAUGAGUUCAGGAAGCUUGAUUACAAAAAAGUUUAUGACAGCAUGCAGAAGCCAGCUUUUAUAUUUGAUGGCAGGAACAUUGUGGAUGUUAACAAGGUCAGGGAAAUUGGGUUUAUUGUUUAUUCUAUUGGCAAGCCACUAGAUCCUUGGCUCAAGGACAUGCCUGCAGUGGUGGCUUAAAGGGAAAAGCACUUUCUGGAGACAAUGACACACUAUUAUUGCAUUCUCUUGAUCUUUUCUGUUUGUACUGGUUUUAUUUUACAAGAUUUUGUGGCACUGUGGUGACCAUUCUUGUCUUUUUUAGCUAGCUGAGAAUCCUAAUUUCUUGACCUUCUUUUAUGUAAUAAACUAGCAUGGGACCCUGGCUAUUUAUUGUUCCAAAAAACUAAAUUAUCACAUAAGUUAAAUAAUUUUCUAAUUA
Molecule: messenger RNA, 1931 nt
Organism: Cajanus cajan (pigeon pea)
Lineage: Eukaryota; Viridiplantae; Streptophyta; Magnoliopsida; Fabales; Fabaceae
Product: UDP-glucose 6-dehydrogenase 1
Biological process (GO): glycosaminoglycan biosynthetic process
Cellular component (GO): nucleus
Molecular function (GO): UDP-glucose 6-dehydrogenase activity; NAD binding
Source: RefSeq, a predicted model, not a curated record